Molecule: messenger RNA, 4334 nt
Organism: Diachasmimorpha longicaudata
Lineage: Eukaryota; Metazoa; Arthropoda; Insecta; Hymenoptera; Braconidae
Gene: Nup154
Product: nuclear pore complex protein Nup155
Exons: 3
Coding region: 275-4186 (1303 amino acids)
Biological process (GO): protein localization to nuclear inner membrane; protein import into nucleus; RNA export from nucleus
Cellular component (GO): nuclear pore; nuclear pore inner ring
Molecular function (GO): protein binding; structural constituent of nuclear pore
Source: RefSeq, a predicted model, not a curated record
UACUCAGCCGUUAGGCGGGAUCGGCUCAAUUCUAUAAUGGCUAGCCGGUAGUUGUGAAUUUUUUAAGCUUUGAACGGUGUCUAGCGCAUGGUAGUCAAACCCUACAGUUCUUAAUUAUCACCGAUACUCUGCAAGAAUAGUUUAUUUCUACAUGUAGAUAAGUUUCCGUCAAAUGAGAGUACUUCUGUGUGGUACACAAGUGGAUGCGUGACAUAACCAAAAAGUAAGAUUUCGAAACGCUUCUGAGCCAGUGAAGAAUUAGAAAAAGCAGAAAAUGGAACCCCUGAAAAUUCAUUUGGAUGCCCUGGAGAUGGCUGGGAAGAUGGUGGACAAGCACAUGACAGCAGACAGCAAUUUUCCGUCUUUGAUCAAUCUCAUGAGAUACUCAGUACAAGGAGGACCCACUGUCAGUGGUUUGGACGAUCAUGACUAUCCCAAUUUGAAUGGGAAUCUGAGCUUUAGUAGUAUAAAUCAAAUGAAGAUGCACAGUAAGAUUCCACUACCUUCGGAAGUAAUGGAGCACUUUGGUCACAUGCAGUGCCACUGUAUGAUGGGCCUCUUCACUGAUAUCUCCAAAGCUUGGCUGACAAUCGACAGUGACAUUUACGUCUGGUCAUACGAGAAUGAAUCCGAUGUUGCAUACUUCGAUGGUCUGAAUGAGACCAUAAUAAGUGUUGGUCUCGUUAAGCCAAAAGCAGGUAUAUUUCAAAAUUACGUAAAAUACCUGUUGAUCCUUACAACGACUGUUGAAAUUACUGUACUUGGAGUAACACUUGCUGAAAAAUCUGAUGGAACUCAGGGUGAAAUACAGCUGGUACCCGAACCAAUAUUUACAGUAACAACAGAUGGUAUAGCCAUAACCACAAUAGCCAACACAAGCAGUGGAAGAAUAUUCUUGGGUGGUAGAAAUGGCUCUCUAUACGAAAUUCAUUAUCAAGCUGAGAGCAGUUGGUUUGGAAAACGCUGUAAGAAGGUGAAUCAUUCUGAAGGGCCUCUGUCAUUUUUAUUACCCUCAUUUAUAUCAGUUGCACUGUCAGAAGAAGAAGCCAUUGUUCAAAUAUCGGUAGAUGAUUCUAGAAAUAUUUUGUACACACUCGGAGAUAAAGGAACAAUCAUGGUUUGGGAUAUUGAUAAUGGUGGUGCAUCAAAGGUGACAUCACUGUCUCAGUCAUCACUCGUACAAAAUACUGUUCACAUUGUAAAAACAUUGGAUAGCAAUAAUUUUCGACCAUUGGUGAGCAUAUCAGCUAUUACAGAGACUGAAUCAAUUCAUUUGAAUUUAGUCGCUGUUGCAGCAACUGGGACACGAUUCUAUUUCACUUGUACAUCAGUAACAAAUCCUGGGACAAGACCACAGUGCUUGCAGCUCAUUCAUGUGCGAUUACCACCGGGUUAUGCAGCCAAUGCACCAGUUAUGAGACCAAGAAAAGUUCAAAUGGCCCACUCUCGCAAAGGCACGCUCAUCCUGGUGUGCGGUGGCGACACCGAGACAGCUUGGUGUCUCAGUAAUGAUGCUUAUCCUUUCACCAAUUAUUUGGCUGAAACCCAGAGUAUUUUGCCACUCGACAGUCCUGCCUGGGCCAUGGCAGAGAUAUUUGGUGAAUCAGUAAUUAAUAUUGACAAGCAGGGAGUUCAAGGAGAGCCACCAUUGCUAGUACGACAACACAUGGAGCCACCGAGGAAAUUUAUUUUCCUGACAGCGCAAGGAGCUAUUAUCCUCAUUCAAGUGAGACCUGUGGAUAUUUUGCGACAGCUUCUCCUCGAACAACGUGGCCCUGACACUGAAUCAGUGAGAUUGUACUUUGAGAGCCAAUCUCCAGAGCAAGCCUGCGCUACUUGUCUCAUACUGGCGACACUGGAGUCAUCGCAAAAUGCACAAUUGUCAGAAUGGGCAACUCGCGCCUUUUUCCGUUAUGGGGGGCAACGAGCCACCCCCUCUACUCAGCAGGGUGUGGCGGUUUCAGGCAUGGUUCAUACAUCGACACCCAGGGUGUCAGCAAUGGACACACGACAAAAUAUGUUUAGAACACCGUAUCAGCAAGUUGGUGUAAAUGCCAAUGAAACAAGUAUCCACCAGUUUUCAGCAAAACACGGUGGACUCUAUCUGUACGUUGGAAGAAUUCUCCGGCCGAUCUGGAGUAUUAGAUGCAUUAAACAGGAGAUUGUCAAUGGAAAGCCAGUGCACGUAGAGAGCACGGUAACUUCUGUACAAAUUGGAUGGAUUCUUGGACAUCUUCAAGCAUUACGAUCAUUUCUCAAUAAGAAUACCCAUAUUUCCAAACAACACAGUACCGGCAGAAAUGUUACCACUGAGGGAACACAUUUUGAUACGACAAUGACACAUUAUCAGGAGCCAAUGGUGGAAGAGAGAAAUUCCCUUGAUGCCCUCAAGAUCUUUAUCACUCAUGCUUGUGAAGUAUUAGGACUGUGGAAGAUUUUAUGCGAGAAUCAGUUGCACAACAUUGUCAAUUCUCUCUCUAAAGAUCAGAUCAAUCAAUUUGCAACAGCAACGUUCAGGGAUUUAAUUUUGAUGGGGCACGAGAUAUGCUCACUACUGAUCAUCCAUCUUAUUGACAGUUACCUCGGUGACAAUACUUCAGUGGACGUGGUUAGUGCCAAACUUCGAGAAAUUUGUCCAAAUUUGUAUAAAAGUGAAGAUGCUGUGUGCUCGAAAGCUAAUGAAAUUAUUAUAAAAGCUAAAAAUUGCUCCAAUGCAGAGGAGAAAGAGUCGCAUCUCCAGUCUGCUUUGAAACUUUGUCAAACGGUAGCACCACGAUUGAAUUUAGCAGCAGUAUGUCAACAAUUUGUUGCUUGUCAAUUUUACACUGGUGUCUUGGAGCUCUGUCUGUGUUGUGCUGAAAAAAUCGAUCCAAACAAUGCAGCUCUUCAUUAUUACAAGAAUAAUGAGUCGAUAGAAGAUCAAGAGGGAAAUAUAGCAUAUUUUAAGAGGCUUGAAAUCUAUAAAGAAGUGACAAUUAUGCUCGAUCAUUUGUACAAUCAGAGCAUGUCGAAUCCAUUGACACCAACGAUACCAAGCAAGCCAGGACCACCGAGUUACAAUACAGCAACGACUACAACGAUACCAGCUAAACAAAUCCUUCAUGAGAUUAUUGAAGAUGCACUUCGCAGUUCAUGUGAAAUUCUUCACGCUUCAAUUUACACCUGGAUGAUUGAACGCAAUCUUCAUGGUGAGCUCGUUGCUCUAGCAGCGCCCUCCCUAGAGCCUUAUUUGAUUCGAGUCCAGGCUCCUGAAUUGUUGUGGCAAUUUUACGAGCGGAGCAAGAAUCAUGCUGCAGCUGCCAAAAUUCUCGAUUCGCUGGCGACAAAACCCGGCCCAAAUGUCUCAUUGUCGCAGAGAGUUGAAUAUCUUGCGAGAGCUGUGGUGUGCAUGAGAAGUGAUCAAGCUGGCUAUGCCCCUCAUCUCGGUGUCUUUCUCCGAGAACUUGAGGACAAAGUUGAAGUUGCGAGAAUUCAACAGCAAGUUCUCGAUACAAUUUCUAAUCAGCAACAUUUGUUCGAUAAUAUGGUGGUAAGGGAUGCUAAACUCCGGCUAAAUUCCUCACUACUUAAUAUCACGCAAUUGUACGAGGAAUACGCAGAUACUCUGCAACUUUGGGAGUCCAAAUUGGCUAUUAUUCACUGCUCUGGUCAUCAAGAUGCCAUGCUAGUACAGGGCAUUUGGACGAAUAUCAUUGAAAAUGAAAUGAAAAACGCACAAGUUCAGACCUCGGCUGAGGAUAAAAUGUCCAUUGUCAUGAGUAAAAUCAAAAUGCUAGGACAAGAGUAUUCUGGAACUCCUCAUUGCUUCCCAAUUGAUUUUCUUAUCAAGGAGUUGGAAAUUCGUGCAUGCAAAUUGGGAGUAUCAAACACAGACAUUAUCACGGGUUUUCUGCAGCUUGGUGUGUCAAUGGAGGAUCUUUUGGAUUUGUAUGACAAACUCAUUGGGGGAAAUAAUCGUGUCUGGUUGAAUGAGGGAAAUGAAUUUCAUUUAAUUGAAUCUACUGCCAAUCUUGUCAAUUAUUUCAUAAAUAAUACAAAAAUUUCCAAUAACUUUGUUAAACGAAAAAUAAUUAUCAAGUGCCAGGAUAUCAUUUCCAAAUGCCUAACGACAUUAUUCAGUAAACCCAAUGCCAGUGAGCUAAUUCAACGACUUAGAGCUAUUCAGAGUAUUCUCAAUAGGCUUUAAUUGCGCUAUUUGUAUUUUCUUAUUCAUUUUUUUUCUCUUUAUAUUAGUGUAAAACAAUCCCCUCCACUCUUUUCAAUUUUUGUAAUUUGUGAGAAAUUAAUAAAGAUGAAAAAAAGGAAAGAAAAAAUUAUGUAAAUACUUGAAUACA